This is a messenger RNA of Sinocyclocheilus anshuiensis, 748 nucleotides long. RefSeq names its product putative nuclease HARBI1. The transcript has 2 exons. NCBI's taxonomy places the organism in Eukaryota, Metazoa, Chordata, Actinopteri, Cypriniformes, Cyprinidae. The coding region runs from base 336 to 716 and encodes 126 amino acids. The record is from RefSeq and is a predicted model, not a curated record.
CAACAAUCUCAGACACCUUGGUCCACGCAUCAUUUUUUUUAUUUAUGUCCCUGUACGCAAACAGGGACACGUCGUAGAUUAUUGGGAAACCCGCCACAGCAAUAAUCAACCUCUCCUCCAUUUUGCUUGGGAACUAAUGUGGUCGGAACCAACGUUUACAGGGCUGCGUUCUCUGGAAUCCUCUCAAGCGGUGGACUUCUACGUUCCGAUUGGUUGCCGCCGAACCGCGCCAUAGCUCAUUACCAUAAAGUUGACCUGAUUUCAACUCUCCUCGACGCCCUCAACGUCCGAGUCGCGCCGCGCCGCUGCUCGCCGCUGGCUCAGAUUGAAAAUGAAUGACUUCCGGCCACUUUGACGCUCUCGACGGCGGCGGUGUGAACGCACAGUUACUUUUGGGGGACAGCGGCUAUCCUUGUCCUUCAUGGCUGAUGACACCUUUUAGAAAUCCAGUAGGAGCUGCACAGGAACGAUACAACACUGCUCUAACAAAAACUAGAGUAAUCACUGAAAGCACGAUUGGCCAGCUUAAAAGGAGAUUUCACAGAGAGCUAUGUCUGGAGCCAGUGAAAGCAGGGAGAGUCAUCAUUGCUUGUGUCGUCCAGUUUUACAUAUCAAAAGACUUUGGUGUGCUCAUGGAUGAACAUGCUGACCCUGAAGAAGCAGUGCAGCCAAAUCAAGAUGCGGAGGAUGCAACAACGGAGGGACACACUACCUGAGACAUGCUUGUGCGAACAUUUUUUUCCUAAAG